GGGUACGCCAUUGAUAUAUCCGGCAAGGCCACCCAGAUCAUUUGUCCCUUUUGCUCCUCCUUCUUCUCUUUUACGGGGGAAUUACCACUUGAUCACGCCAGAGACGGACCUAUACCGACGACUUGUCACCGUUGCGCCGAACCGCUUAACACCACUUACACCGAACAUCACGAUCCACCAACACCACACACCAAACAUAUACCACAACCACAACAAUGGCAACCAAAGUCAACCAGGAUCCCAAGAAGCGGACUUCCGCUGCCACCAACCUCAUCGCUGGUGGUGGUGCCGGUAUGAUGGAGGCUCUUGUCUGCCACCCUCUUGAUACCAUCAAGGUCCGCAUGCAGCUCUCCAAGCGCGGCCGCGUGCCCGGCCAAGCCAAGCGUGGCUUCAUCCGCACCGGUGUCGAGAUUGUCAAGAAGGAGACGGCGCUCGGUCUUUACAAGGGUCUCGGUGCCGUUCUGACGGGUAUCGUCCCCAAGAUGGCCAUCCGUUUCACCUCGUUCGAGUGGUACAAGCAGCUCCUGGCCGACAAGCAGACUGGUGUUGUCUCGGGUCAGGCCACCUUCUUCGCCGGCUUGGCUGCCGGUGUCACCGAGGCCGUUGCCGUUGUCACUCCCAUGGAGGUCAUCAAGAUUCGUCUGCAGGCGCAGCACCACUCCAUGGCUGAUCCUUUGGACGUUCCCAAGUACCGCAACGCCGCGCAUGCGCUCUACACUGUCGUGAAGGAGGAGGGUUUUGGUGCGCUUUACCGCGGUGUUUCCCUGACUGCGCUCCGCCAGGGUUCCAACCAGGCCGUCAACUUCACUGCCUACAGCUACUUCAAGAAGUGGCUCUAUGAUUACCAGCCCGAAUAUGUCGGCCAGAACCUGCCCUCUUACCAAACCACUCUUAUUGGUCUCGUUUCUGGUGCUAUGGGUCCUCUCUCGAACGCUCCUAUCGAUACCAUCAAGACCAGACUCCAGAAGAGCGUUGCUCAGCCCGGCGAGACGGCAUUCCAGAGAAUUACCAAGAUUUCUGCUGAGAUGUUCAAGCAAGAAGGGUUCCACGCCUUCUACAAGGGCAUCACCCCCCGCAUCAUGCGUGUCGCGCCCGGUCAGGCCGUCACAUUUACUGUCUACGAGUUCCUUAAGCAGAAGCUCGAGCGGAGCGGUCCUGCUGCUUUGACCGGUGGAAGGUAUGAGGAGUGAUUUUGUGCGAAUUGAAAACAAAGCGAUGAUUGUGAUGACUUUACGAAAGAAGAAGAUGAUGAUGGGUUGAGGCGAUUGGGAACAUUAGCCGAGGAUCCCUGUCGCGCGUUUGUUGUUGUCUUUGGUGCGCUGUCACAUGCGCGGAUUGGACACGUUCCCUUGUUUUCCCCCACACCACACCCACACCCCCAUCCCCUUGUUACGCUUUGCCCUUUUUGUCUUUUUUGCAUGUGGUUUUUCCUUGGACUGUUCGGUCAAAAGACGGUCAUGGUGUCGGUGAUGGCGGGGAAAAGUCUCUGGUCACGGCGAUUGAUUGUAUAUACCCUUGUGUUUUGCUGGGGGGGGGGGCGCGUACCACAAUGACGCAUUUCGGGUGGUAUCUAGUGGAUUCUACUUUGAUGUUUGGCUCUGUUGGCUUUUUGCAUUUUGCUUGCUACUUUGACGAACCGGCAUCGCGAAAACUUGACAUUUUUGCAACAUGAUGGAAGAGAAGAACAUGGGCUAAAACUGGAUGAUUUACACAGCACCGCUGAGGCUAAGCUCUAAGCUCUGAUACUUCACGACAUUGACGAGCCUUUUUUCCAACUUUUUUUUUCACGACACAUCAUUGCAUCAUUACAGCGGCGCAUGCACACAACAGAGUUCGAUCGUCAUCAUCAACCAACUUUGCAUAUACGCAUUCAAACGCACAUACAAUAGGGGUACAUAGCACACACAGCGCAAGGACGAGCAUAGCGAUCAGCAGAAUGCAACUCACCACGGGACCACCCCCAAGACACGAGACGACACUGCUCAGAUGAGCAAAAACGGCCGUGGUCUUGUCCCAUGCCAUCCCUAACAUCAGCAAGCACCCCCACCAUAUCAUCGACGUCGCGCAUUCCUCAUUAAUUCGUUAUUUAUUCGGAGUUUAUGCGGCGCGGCGAUAGGGCAAUAUGGGUAAGGCUUGCUUUUAUAUUCAUGUACAUACGAGGAUUCGGAUGACGAACGAGAGAGAUAUCGAGAACGCGCGAUACGAGCGGCGAAGAGGGGACUUUUUAGAAGAAGAAAAAGGCCUGGAUGAAUGGAUGGGAUUA
Molecule: messenger RNA, 2263 nt
Organism: Neurospora crassa OR74A
Lineage: Eukaryota; Fungi; Ascomycota; Sordariomycetes; Sordariales; Sordariaceae
Product: succinate/fumarate mitochondrial transporter
Exons: 4
Coding region: 216-1190 (324 amino acids)
Biological process (GO): transmembrane transport; fumarate transport; succinate transport
Source: RefSeq, a predicted model, not a curated record